GUUUGGUAGAACAGCAUACAGGAAGUAAAUAUUGUUGAUCCAUAAGGCGUGCAGCAGCAAGUUCGCAAAUUACUCAGCGAAAUCGACGAAAUGGAUCGUUUUACGUGGUCUAAUGGUUUAUUGGAAAUAAAUGAAACGUUGGUGAUUCAGCAAAGAGGUAUCAGACUGUAUGAUGGAGAUGAAAAGGCAAAAAUGGACCUGGGGAUAGUCUUGCUAACUACCCAUCGGCUGAUAUGGAGGGAUCAGAAGAAUCACGAGUGCUGCAUUUCCAUACCUCUCUCUCAGGUUAUAUUUUUCGAAGAACAAGCAGCUGGGAUUGGAAAGAGCGCAAAGAUAGUUAUUCAUUUGCACCCAAACCCUUCGAACAAGGAGCCUGGUCCAUACCAGCACAGUAAGUUCUCCCACAUCAAGUUGUCCUUCAAGGAACACGGGCAGAUUGAGUUCUACCGGAGACUGACAGAGGAGAUGACACAAAAGAGAUGGGAGAACACACCAGCCUCUGAACCCAUGCCUACAGCAACAGGAUCUAAGACAGGAAGAACCCGUGCAGUUGGAAUAGUAGGCAUUGAGAGAAAAUUGGAGGAGAAACGCAAAGAGACAGACAAGAGCAUAUCGGAGGCAUUUGAGGACCUCAGUAAGCUCAUGGUGAAAGCCAAAGAGAUGGUAGAACUGUCAAGAUCCAUCGCCAAUAAAAUCAAAGACAAGCAAGGGGACAUCACAGAAGAUGAAACCAUCCGUUUCAAGUCAUACUUGCUCAGCAUGGGCAUAGCCAACCCUGUAACUAGAGAGACCCACGGUUCAGGGACACAUUAUCAUAUGCAGCUGGCGAAACAGCUGGGUGACAUGCUGCAGGCCCCUCUGGAAGAGCGUGGCGGCAUGAUGGCUCUGACGGAGGUGUACUGCCUUGUGAACAGGGCCAGAGGGAUGGAGCUUCUGUCUCCUGAGGACUUAGUAAACGCUUGUAAGAUGUUUGAGUCACUGAAACUGCCUUUGAGGCUGCGAGUCUUUGACAGUGGCGUCAUGGUGGUGCAGCUUCAGUCCCAUAGUGAAGAGGAGAUGAUCGCUUCAGCUCUGGAUAAUGUGUCGGACAAGGGUUCUCUGACCGCUGAAGAGUUUGCCAAACUUUUAGGGCUGUCUGUACUUCUAUCUAAGGAGAGACUACUGCUGGCUGAAAAGAUGGGACAUUUGUGCCGGGAUGACUCAGUAGAGGGAUUACGAUUUUAUCCAAAUUUAUUUUAAUGCACAAUCUCCCAUAUUAAAGAAACACCUAUGCUUUUGCAGUCUAAUUCAGUUUGUGGCAACUGUCACAUAGCUGUAGGAUGGACUGUUUUGUUUCUGAUAAAGAAUAAUUGCUGUGUAGAAUACUGGUGGUGAGUUUCUAAAGUACAUUAUUUUGAAUACCUAUUUCUUAAACUUGCUUGUUGGACAUUUUCCUCUCAGAGCUGUAUAGUUUUUCUCAUAUUUUGUGGCAUAAUCACCAUAUGUAAAUAUCAAACCAAUUCUUAGUUGUGUGCCUGAGGAUUGGCAUUUUGGUGGAUCAGUAAUAAUCUCCUUGUCAGUCUUGGAAUAAAAUAUCACUAUUUGUCAAAUAACACUGGAAUGAUUUUAGUUUUCUAGCAAGUC
This is a messenger RNA of Alosa alosa (allis shad), 1623 nucleotides long. It is a transcript of the gene vps36, whose product is annotated as vacuolar protein sorting 36 homolog. Lineage: Eukaryota; Metazoa; Chordata; Actinopteri; Clupeiformes; Clupeidae. The coding region runs from base 91 to 1239 and encodes 382 amino acids. Gene Ontology annotation, molecular function: ubiquitin binding; phosphatidylinositol-3-phosphate binding. Gene Ontology annotation, biological process: protein transport to vacuole involved in ubiquitin-dependent protein catabolic process via the multivesicular body sorting pathway. The transcript has a single exon. The record is from RefSeq and is a predicted model, not a curated record. Gene Ontology annotation, cellular component: ESCRT II complex; late endosome membrane.